AUGUUUGCCACAUUGAUUCAUCCGUUCUUCUCAAACUGAUCCGUUUUCACGACAACAUAUUCUCCCAUGAAAAUUUUCUCUUCUGGGUCUUUGACUCUUUGUUUUUAGGACCAAUUUUUUUUUUUGUUUUUAGGUCCAUCAAAUCAAACAUUUCAUUUGUUGUUUUUGUCGGUUAAGGUUGUCACCUCAUAAUAGUUAUGAUCAAAGUUUGUUCCUUUAUGAACCAUUGCAUUGUUCUACUCAAUUGCUUUUAGUGCUAUAAUUGGUACAAAAAUUCAAAGGUUUUUGCUUUUUUUUCAAAAUUUUACUAAUUUAUUUGUUUUCUUUGAAUUCAUCCGUUACAAUUUUAUGAUGCUGGAAUGAAAUUCACAGCAAGAUUCUGGUUUUAUUAUAUUUAAAUUUAAAUUUAGAGAAAUUUUUAUUUCUGCAAUCAUGGCAAAUUUGUUGAACUAUGAUCCUUCCCAUGUCACAAGAGCUUUUUCUCAAUACCCUUUUGUUUCUUCUUCAUAUUUUGAGGUUAACAGAAGUGUUAGGUUCAAUCUUAGAUCCUGUUUUGAUACAAGUAAUGGAAAUGUUGAUGUUAAUUCCAAAAGGGGUUUUUUGAAGGCGAAGACAAAGGGUUUAGAGAAGGGUAUUUCUGUCAUAGAUGGAAAAUAUGAUGCCACUAUUGUUGAGCAUAGAUCACCAGGUGGAAGUCACAAUAAACCUUUUUGUGAUCAUCAAAUUCCUCAGAAACUUGUAGUUGCUGUUGAUGUUGAUGAAGUAUUAGGAAACUUUGUGUCAGCGCUGAAUAAGUUCAUAGCAGCACGAUAUUCAUCAAAUUAUUCAGUUUCUGAGUAUCAUGUGUACGAGUUCUUCAAGAUAUGGAAUUGUUCACGCGAAGAAGCUAAUACCCGUGUUCAUGAGUUUUUCGAGACACCGUAUUUCAAGUCAGGGAUCCACCCUAUCCCAGGUGCUCAAACGGCCCUGCAGAAAUUAUCAAGAUUCUGUGACCUAUCAGUUGUAACAUCUCGGCAGAACGCAAUCAAAGAUCACACAAUUGAGUGGAUAGAGAAUAACUUUUCAGGUUUGUUUGAUGAGAUUCACUUUGGAAACCACUUUGCCCUUGAUGGGGUGUCAAGACCAAAGUCAGAUAUUUGUAGGUCUUUAAAUGCUAAGGUUCUUAUUGAUGAUAACCCAAGAUACGCAAUUGAGUGCGCUGAAGCUGGAAUUCGAGUCCUACUUUUUGACUACGAAAAUUCAUAUCCUUGGAGCAAGACUGAGUUGGCUUAUCAGCAUCCUCUUGUGCACAAAGUUGAGAAUUGGGAAGAAGUUGAACAAGCAUUAAUGUCAUUGAUAGCUUUGUAGUUACUAAAAGUCAUGCAGGAUCAUGGAUUUUGUGAAAAGAACCCUUUUAGGUUUUUUAACUCGACUUAUGUAAUACUCUACACAAAUUUUGAUGUAUUAGAUACAAAGAAACUAUUUGUAAUACUCGCGCACAAAUGAAUGGUGUAUAUAUGUAGAUUGUUGAACCGAAGGGUUGACAAUGUUGAGAAGCAUUUUCAUGUAUGAUGAUGAUUUGGAAGAAUGAUUAACCUCUUUCAUUUGACUGUUGUAAA
Trifolium pratense (red clover) is the source of this 1598-nucleotide messenger RNA. RefSeq lists its product as uncharacterized. The transcript has 6 exons. The record is from RefSeq and is a predicted model, not a curated record. Gene Ontology annotation, biological process: deoxyribonucleotide catabolic process. Gene Ontology annotation, molecular function: 5'-nucleotidase activity. The coding region runs from base 433 to 1347 and encodes 304 amino acids. Lineage: Eukaryota; Viridiplantae; Streptophyta; Magnoliopsida; Fabales; Fabaceae.